AUAGUUGGAGAUCAUGUGUAUGGAAGCAGCCGACGGAGGAUACAAGCAACAAAGAAGAUGAACUGCCAGGCUUCGAUAAGAAUGAAAAUGGUUGUUAGAUUUCCAGAGUAUAAGAUUGAUGGGCAUGCUUCACAGUGGAAGAAAAGAAUAGUGUCAGAUAAGCUGAGAGAAGAGUUUAGUGCCAGUACACAGCAGGAUUUUCAAGUUUAUUUAAAGAUCCAGGAUAAUCAUGAAGGUCACAUGGUUGGAGAGUUCUCUGGGUAUGGGCUAACUCUGCAUACAGAGGUGAGGCAGAAGAUCCAGUCGUUAGUAGAUGAUGGCGUCACCAAUGUAGGUGAGAUUGGGCGUCACCUAGAGCGUGAAACAGAUGCGCCAGUGACAAAUCGACGUUUCAGACCAACAUCCAGGGACAUCAGAAGUCAUGUCACCCAUGCCUUGAAACGGAAAUGUUUUAGUGAUGAUGAUCAGAAGAAUUUGAUUGCUAUGGUCAAUCAGUGGAAACUUGACAAGCCUGAAGACAGUAUUUUCUUUCGCCCAGCUGGUCAAGAUAAAGAUACAGAUGUAAACACAUCAUUACUGUUUAUUCACCAGACAGAAUUUCAGAGAUGCCUUCUACGGAGAUAUGGUCAACAAAUGGUCGUGAUAGAUAGUACAUAUAAAAGCACCAAAUAUGACGUCCCACUCUUCAUCAUUUGUGUGGACACCAAUGUUGGGUACUAUCCAGUGUGCUUUUUUUUACUCAGCAGAGAAACCAUAGAAGGCAUCUCUGAGGCAUUAAAUGUAAUGAAAAGAUGGAAUGAAGACUGGGAACCUAUUUCAUUCAUGUGUGACUUUGAUAAGGCCGAAGUGUCAGCGCUAGAAAAUUGUUUUGAAGGAAUUGAAGUUUAUAUCUGCAAUUUUCAUCGUGAACAGUCGUGGCAGAGAUGGCUUACCAGAGGUGAAAAUGGUGCAGGCAGCCACAAAGAAUCAAUAUUGAAGCUACUUCGAAGUAUCGCACAUGCAAGGACUGAAGAGGAGUGUUUACAUCAGAUUCAGAUGCUUAAGUCCAGUGAGUUAUAUGAAGAAAAUAUGGGAUUUAGGAAAUGGAUAGACAAACAGUGGUUAAUGGAGAAGAAGCGAUGGGUAUACUGCUUCCGUAAAGAUACAGUUAACAUUAAAGUCGGAACAACAAAUGGAGUGGAAUCGUUGAACAAGAAACUGAAGUUUUCCUAUUUGAAGAACUUUAAUAGUGGAAGCACUCUGUCAAGUUUAGCCAAGGUGAUGGUAGAAAAAUGUUUGCCAGACAGCCAAAACCUGUACACACGGAACAACAUUGUGUGCUUAUCCACUUUUAAGAAAUACUCAGAGGAUGUACCAGAGUUUUUGGUAAAUAGGCCCAAAAAAUUUGUUAUGCAUUGCCUGAAAAGGAUGACCCCAGAGCUUGACAUUAAUGCAGACAACAUUACUCCAUUAGAUUCUGGAUACGAAGUGAGAUCACCAUCAGGGCAAAAUUAUCAUGUUAUAUUGUCUGAGGAAAUUCCAUCUUGUACAUGCCCUGAUUGGGAAAUGUUCCACUGGCCAUGCAAACAUAUGUUGGCCAUUUUCAAAAAUAUCGAGGACAUUGACUGGAAUACGCUCUCAGUGCAAUAUAGAUCUCUACCAUGGUUUAAUGUAGAUGACAGUGUUGUAGGGACAGAAAGUACAAAGCAAUCAAGCCCAGUUGUAUGUCUGAAUGCAAAAUGUGUAGAAAUGGUUGAUAAUCUUGAAACAAGUGAUGAAGAUUGUUUGAGAAAAGAGAAGUACAGAUGUUUGUCCAUUUUGAAAACUAUUCAGACAAGUAUUUACUGUGUUGAAGACCUCCAUACAUUACAAGAUGUUGGAAAAUUGUUAAGUCAGGCAGAUGAAAUGCUAGCACAGCAUAUUCCAAAGAUAAGUGGACUUCCACUGCGCACAUCUGUUAAUAAAAAGAGGAAGAGACGUCGUCUUACCAAACAAACUGGGGGACCACAAAAAAGAGCAAAGAAAAGUAAAGCCAGUAAAGAAGUUGACGACAGGAGUGUCAUACCUGAAGGAAUUACAUUAGAAGCUUCAGCAGAUCUAGAUUGUACAGUGGCCUGUUCAGAAGACGAGUCAUUUCAGAGUGACAAGGUUUUAUUGCACGAGCUUAAGAAACUGUUGGCAGAACCAGUAGAUGACUUGCCAGUGGUACAGAUAGGACCUCAUACAAUAACAAAAAGAAGUCUGCACUAUAUACAGUCUUUAAUGCCUGAUGAUGUCAUAGAUGCUACACUCUCAGUUUUUGUGAAGAUGAGCAGCAGAAAUGUUCUGCACAUCGACUUGAUUGUUGCAACUGCUAUUUUUCAAGGGCAAAGAAGUGUACACAAUUACUUAGUACAGGAAAAUUUAAACCAGUAUGAAUUUUGCAUUGCUGCAGUCAAAGUAGGAGGAUACCAUUGGGUGUUAAUAGUAAGUUUUCUUUUUCUAAUUUCAUCCUUAACUUCACAUUUUCUAACCUCAAAUGAUUUGAAAUUAAAUUUUCUCAUUAAUAAGCUUUUAUCACUUGUUCAAUUACAUCAUAAGAUUAUAAGACCAGCUACAAAAACCAUAGUUUAUAUUAAUCCAAUGGGAGAAUUAGAAAGUACAAAACAGACAAUUCUACAGAAUUGGUAUGAAUUCAUGCAAGGAAGAGUUGAAAGAGGAAUAGAAAACAGUGAAGUUUCUGGAUGGACAGUCACCUCUGUACCCCAUUCAAAACAGAGAGACACAGACUCCUGUGGUGUGUUUGUAAUAAAGUUUCUUAGAGCAUUGACUUCAGCAAUAUAA
This is a messenger RNA of Mercenaria mercenaria, 2802 nucleotides long. RefSeq lists its product as uncharacterized. The annotation marks the transcript as partial. NCBI's taxonomy places the organism in Eukaryota, Metazoa, Mollusca, Bivalvia, Venerida, Veneridae. The record is from RefSeq and is a predicted model, not a curated record. The transcript is spliced from 16 exons. Gene Ontology annotation, molecular function: zinc ion binding; DNA-binding transcription factor activity; cysteine-type peptidase activity. Gene Ontology annotation, biological process: proteolysis.